GUUGUUCUAAUCACUGGUGCUGCUAAUGGACUUGGUCGUCAAAUUGCGGUAAAGUUUGCUACAACAGGGUGUAGACUAGUACUAUGGGAUAUUGAUGAGAUGGGUAAUAAAGAAACGAAGAGAAUGUGUGAAGAUUUAGGUGCAGAGGCACACAUCUAUCGCGUAGAUAUGUCUGAUCGUCAGUCCAUCUAUAACCUUGCAUCUACAGUAAUAUCUGAAGUUGGUAUUGUUGACAUAUUAGUAAACAAUGCCGGGAUCCUAUGUGAUGGUGGUGAUUUCCUCGACAAAUCUGAUGAAUUUAUCGAGAAGACUAUACGAGUAAAUAUGAUGGCACAUAUUUGGGUAGGCGCUGAUUUCAUUUUUCGUGUUGUCAGAUAAGU
Messenger RNA from Strongylus vulgaris, 380 nucleotides. NCBI's taxonomy places the organism in Eukaryota, Metazoa, Nematoda, Chromadorea, Rhabditida, Strongylidae. The record is from the annotation of a GenBank genome assembly.